GGGCGGGCUCUAGCUGGUGGCACUCGCGCGCAGGCGCAGUCACUGUGCUCGCAUCCAAAGAUACUAGAGGAGCAUCGGUGAUCGGUGGGGGGUUUGCACUCGACCCUGUGAAUUGCUCCAGAAAUGGCUUUGCAAAUGAACGCUGGACAGAUUCGCCAGAAAUUUAUUAAUUUCUUCAAACAACACAGCCAUGAGUAUGUGCACUCCUCAGCCACUGUCCCUCUUGAUGACCCCACUCUUCUCUUUACUAAUGCUGGCAUGAAUCAGUUUAAACCAAUUUUCUUGAACACGAUUGACCCAUCCCAUCCAAUGGCCAAAUUAACAAGAGCUACAAAUACUCAGAAAUGCAUCCGUGCCGGUGGGAAACACAAUGACCUGGAUGAUGUUGGAAAGGAUGUUUAUCAUCAUACCUUUUUUGAGAUGUUGGGUUCGUGGUCUUUUGGUGAUUACUUCAAGGAAUUGGCUUGUGAGAUGGCCUUGAAAUUGUUGACGAAGGAGUUCGGAAUCCCCAUCGAAAGGCUUUAUGUGACUUACUUUGGAGGGGAUGCAAAAGCGGGACUGGAACCAGAUCUUGAAUGCAAGCAGAUCUGGCUAAAUCUUGGAAUGGCAGAAGAAAGGAUUCUACCAGGCAGCAUGAAAGAUAAUUUCUGGGAGAUGGGCGAUACCGGACCUUGUGGCCCAUGCAGUGAGAUGCAUUAUGACCGUAUUGGUGGACGUGAUGCUGCUCACCUGGUCAACAUGGACAAUCCUAAUGUUCUGGAGGUCUGGAAUCUUGUGUUCAUUCAAUUCAACAGAGAGGUUGACGGCAGUCUGAAACCCCUGGCUAAGAAGAGCAUUGAUACUGGAAUGGGUUUUGAACGGCUGGUGUCAGUUCUACAAGAGAAGAUGUCGAAUUAUGACACAGACUUAUUUAUACCUUAUUUUGAAGCAAUUCAGAAAGGAACUGGUGCCAGGCCAUACACUGGGAAGGUGGGAGCUGAGGAUGUUGAUGGAAUUGACAUGGCAUACAGAGUGUUGGCAGAUCAUGCACGGACAAUAACAAUUGCGUUGUCCGAUGGUGGCAGGCCUGAUAAUACUGGUAGAGGAUAUGUUUUGAGGAGAAUUUUACGAAGAGCAGUCCGAUAUUCCCAUGAGAAGUUGAAUGCAUCAAAGGGUUUCUUUGCAACUUUGGUUGAUGUGGUGGUUGAAUCUUUGGGGGAUGCAUUCCCAGAACUAAAGAAAGAUCCAGAUAUGGUGAAGGAUAUUGUUAAUGAAGAGGAGGAGCAGUUUUUGAAAACACUCAACAGGGGACGGCGUAUCCUGGAACGGAAGAUUCAGAGCUUAGCAGAUCAUAAAAUCAUACCAGGUGAUACAGCUUGGCUGCUUUAUGACACUUAUGGUUUCCCUGUGGAUUUGACUGGGCUGAUUGCUGAAGAGAAGGGACUCCGUGUAGACCUAGAGGGCUUUGAGGAAGAGAAAAGAGCUGCUCAACUGAAAUCUCAGGCUAAAGGUACAGGCGAUGAUGAUCACAUCAUGUUAGACAUCUAUGCAAUUGAUGAACUGCACGCUAAGGGCUUCGAGGUCACUAAUGACUCAUCAAAGUACAACUAUAAAUCAGAUGAUGACGGAAACUAUGCUUUUGAGUCUGUCGAGGCCACGGUGAAAGCAAUCCGCAGGGAAAAAAUGUUUGUGGAGGAGGUGAAUACAGGUCAGGAUUGUGGUGUGCUGCUGGAUGCCACGUGCUUCUACGCUGAGCAAGGUGGACAGAUUUAUGACGAAGGUUACUUGAUAAAGGAGGAUGACAACAGUGAAGAUAAAACUGAGUUCACAGUGAAAAACGUACAGGUACGAGGCGGUUAUAUCCUACACAUCGGAACGGUUUAUGGACAACUGAAAGUGGGAUAUAAAGUUCAUCUAUUCAUUGAUGAGGCCAAGAGGCGAACUGUCAUGAGCAACCACACCAGCACACACAUGAUGAACUUUGCUCUGCGAUUGGUGCUGGGUGAGGCUGACCAGCGAGGCUCUCUUGUGGCACCAGACAGACUGCGUUUCGAUUUCACAGCCAAAGGAGCAAUGAGCACGCAGGAGAUCAAACAAUGUGAAGAGAUAACAAACAAGAUGAUUCAGGAUGCCAAGCCAAUCUAUGCCAAGGAUACUCCCCUUGCUGAAGCUAAAGCUAUUCAGGGCCUCCGCGCUGUAUUUGAUGAGACGUAUCCUGACCCAGUACGAGUGGUGUCUGUGGGGAUUCCUGUGGAGGAUAUGCUAGCCGACCCAUCAGGACCAGCAGGCUCGGUCACUUCAGUGGAAUUUUGUGGUGGAACGCAUCUGCAGAACUCUGCCCAUGCUAGUCCUUUUGUGAUUGUAUCAGAAGAAGCUAUUGCAAAAGGCAUCAGGAGAAUAGUUGCAGUGACAGGAUCAGAAGCUCAGAAGGCACUAAGAAAGGCAGAUGCCCUUCAAAAGUCUCUUGUUGCACUGCAGUCAAAGGUCCAAGUCCAAAUCUCUCCCAGUAAGGAGACCCAGAAAGAGAUUGCUGACCUUACAGAGAUGAUAGGCAUUGCAGUUAUUCCCCAAUGGCAGAAGGAUGAACUGAGAGACAAGCUGAAGUCCUUGAAGAAAAUUAUGGAUGACUUGGACAGAGCCAGUAAAGCAGAGUUGCUAAAGAAGGUACGUGAGAAAACCAAACAGUUCAUAGACACUAAUCGAAACCAGCCUUUAGUCGUAAUGGAAAUGGAACCAGGGGCGCCAGCAAAGGCGCUGAACGAAUCUCUAAAACUGUUCAAGUCGCACUCUCCACAGUCUGCAGCAAUGUUGUUUGCUGUAGAUAGGGAUACAGGAACAAUCACGUGCUUGUGCCAAGUACCCCAGGAAACUGUAAGCAGGGGUUUGAAAGCCAGUGAGUGGGUUGGUCACAUCUUGGAAUUAAUGGACGGAAGAGGAGGAGGAAAAGACAUGUCUGCUCAAGCCACGGGGAAAAAUAUCAACGAUCUUGAUAAAGCACUGAAGCUGGCAACUGAAUUUGCUAAACUUAAAAUAGGAGACCUCAAAAACUGACAAAUAUCCUAAAUAACACUUGAAAGACUGUAUGGUGUAGGAGUUGGAUCCUGCUUCCAUGACGGCAAAAUGUUCCACUCCCUGCUAGCUGACGUAACAACGCUGCCAAAUGAUAUAAAGAAAAAGGAAUGUCUAGAAAAUGUAUUAAAUGGCUUUUAAGUAACUAAUCACCUUUGUCAAACCUUUUGUGUUGAAAUGUCUGCUAUUAAUUAAGUUUAAAUAAAGGGACUGGCCACAAAUUCUGCUCUUUUAAAAAAUGGCUGUAAUUUGCUGAAAAUAAAGACAAACUAUUAUAGCUC
Molecule: messenger RNA, 3329 nt
Organism: Amblyraja radiata (thorny skate)
Lineage: Eukaryota; Metazoa; Chordata; Chondrichthyes; Rajiformes; Rajidae
Gene: aars1
Product: alanyl-tRNA synthetase 1
Exons: 21
Coding region: 124-3030 (968 amino acids)
Biological process (GO): alanyl-tRNA aminoacylation
Cellular component (GO): mitochondrion; cytoplasm
Molecular function (GO): nucleic acid binding; alanine-tRNA ligase activity; ATP binding
Source: RefSeq, a predicted model, not a curated record